AUUACGUUGAUUGAACGCCAUUAUUGCUUUGCUGUCAAACCAAUGUAAUAUCCAAUAAAAUUUGAGCUUUUUAAAAUUAACAGGAAGCCGUCUUCAUAUAACAGACAACGGGCGAGAACUUAUUUCGAUUUCUUGUAAUAUUAUGGCUCAAAAUAUCAACCCUCACUACGCAUCGUCAUCUAAUCCCGCCAAACAGAGCGAGGAUACGAUAAAAUUGAAAGACAAUCAUGCAGUUAGCAAACGAUUGCAGAAGGAACUAAUGGAGCUGAUGCGAUGCGCUGACAAGGGAAUAUCCGCUUUCCCAGAGAGCGAGAACCUUUUCAAAUGGAUAGGAACAAUUAACGGUCCUCAGGACACGGUUUAUUCUGGUCACAAAUACAAACUAUCCCUCGAAUUCCCCAAUUCAUAUCCCUAUGCCCCGCCUGUAGUUAAAUUCCUGACACCCUGUUUUCAUCCGAACGUGGAUACGUGUGGAUUAAUAUGUCUAGAUAUCUUAAAAGACAAGUGGACGGCUCUCUACGACGUUCGCACGGUGCUGCUGUCUAUCCAGAGUUUGCUGGCGGAGCCGAACACUCAAAGCCCUCUCAACCAGCAGGCCUCGUACCUGUGGCCUAACCAGCCCGCCUAUAAGAAAUAUUUAGAAGAAUUUUAUAAUAAACAUAAAGAUUCAUAGUCUGAUUGUUAGUCAUGUUUAUAUUGUGUUUAUGUGUUAUAUUAUUUUGUGAAUGCCCGAGUGAUUGACCGGUGAAAGUAGACAGUCUCUGUAUUUUCAAUUCUAGUUAUUUAUUUUAUCUUUUUUGUUCAGUUUUGUUUACCGUCUCAACUUUUUGUGUAACAAUAGUAAUAAAAAAAAUACUAAAACUACAAUCACUUUAAAUAGAAACAUUGUCUCCGGUUUAUUCAGAAAUCAUUUUCUGAUUUUGUUCUCUUAAUGUUUAUUUUUUUUUCAGUUGGAUGUAAAUAUAUUUUUCUUAACCUGUUGCUUUCCACCUCAAAUUGUGAAGAGAAUGAAUAUGUAUAUUGAGAUCGCUGACUAAUACAAUUAUUUAGUUCAAUUA
Danaus plexippus (monarch butterfly) is the source of this 1058-nucleotide messenger RNA. It is a transcript of the gene vih, whose product is annotated as ubiquitin-conjugating enzyme E2 C. NCBI's taxonomy places the organism in Eukaryota, Metazoa, Arthropoda, Insecta, Lepidoptera, Nymphalidae. The record is from RefSeq and is a predicted model, not a curated record. Bases 143 to 673 code for a protein of 176 amino acids. The transcript has 2 exons.